Molecule: messenger RNA, 3998 nt
Organism: Dryobates pubescens (Downy woodpecker)
Lineage: Eukaryota; Metazoa; Chordata; Aves; Piciformes; Picidae
Gene: TXNDC16
Product: thioredoxin domain containing 16
Exons: 20
Coding region: 68-2572 (834 amino acids)
Source: RefSeq, a predicted model, not a curated record
AGUAGGCUGGUAUGAAACAGGGGAGUGAAGUGUUGUGACUCUCCUGUGCCUGUAGCUGAUAGCAGCCAUGCAAGCACAAAACCACAGAUGGAUCUCUUUCUUCUCUUUCCUGCUCUUCUGUGCUUCCUCCAGCCCAACACAGGAAGGUACAAGGCUGCUGCAGGAGCUGAGCCCUAAGGAGUAUUUCAGUAGCUUGCAAGCUGGUAGAGCAUCCCUGGCUUAUUUCAGCCCUAAGGUUUCUCCUGGUGCUCAGCCCUUCUUGGAGCAGAUUGAGAACUCGGCCGAGGCCCUCCAGGACUAUGGCAUUUCGGUGGUGAAGGUUCAUUGUCCCAAAGAGGAUGCCUCAAGAUACUGUGGAAAAGAAAAUGCAUUAAGAAAAGCCUACCUGUUCAGAGCUAAUGUGCUGAUCAGAGAGUUCCCUACUGAUGCUUUGUUUGACGUGAACUCCAUCGUUGCUAACGUCCUCUUUGCCCUGCUCUUUAAUGAAGUGAAAUACGUUGAAACCCUGGCAGAUCUUCAGAACAUUGAGAACACACUGAAGGGAAAGUCAAACAUGGUCUUCACCUACGUACCAGCAACUGGGACAGCAGAGCACAGAGCUGUGAUGGAGGCAGCUUUUGUCUAUGGGACUGUCCACCAGUUUGUUCUGACAACUGAGGCAAUGCUGUUGAAGGACUCUGGAAAUGAUGAUGUGUCAUCUGCCAAGAUGUUGUUCUGCCACUGCCAGCUGGUCACAGACCUGUCAGAGCCCUGCAGGAGGACACCCAUGGAGCAGACUCUGACAUUGCUCAACAUCCACAGGCACCUCAAGCUCAUGGGGGCUCCUCUGGUGACAGAGGUGGCUGAGGACCCAGAGAAGGUUUCCACCGUUCACUUACAGCUUGGACUACCACUCGUCUUCAUCCUCAGCCAGAAAGAGACUUAUGAGGCUGACAGGAGGACAGCAGAAUUUGUGGCCUGGAGGCUCCUGGGGAAAGCAGGAGUUGCCCUUUUGUCCAGGGACCUCCUAGAUUUGAACAUUCUGCUCCGGUCCAAAGUCGCUCUCAAGACACCAGAGGAGGGAGUGCCUAUCAAAUACCUAGUCUUGGAAGACACUGAUGAAGUUAUAACCCUGGUUGAAGAUACGAACAAAAUUGAGCAAAUCCAGGAGGAGGAGGAGGAGGAAGAAGAGGAGGAGGAGGAUAUUAAAGAGAGUAGCAAUCAAGACAUCCAAGAUGAUCAGGUGGUGGAAGCAGUUUCCAGGGACAAGAAGCGAGAGCUGCCUCUGGAGAAGAUCCAAGUCCUGACAGAGGAGAACUUCAGCUCUGCCCUCCUGGAGACCACCCGGACUGUUGUCCUGUUUUAUGCCAGCUGGGAGGCAGUGUCCCUGGCAGUGCUGCAGUCUUACACUGAGGUGGCUGAUCACCUGAAAGGAACUGAGGGGCUUUUGCUCUCUGCAGUCAACUGCUGGGACUGGCCUGGUGUUUGCAGGAUGGAGAACGUCACACAGUUUCCUACCAUCAAGAUCUAUGAGAAGGGAGAGCGGUCAGUGGUGUACAAUGGCAUGUGGGGGACUGAACAGUUGACCAGCUUCAUCAUGCUGAGCCAAGUUUCCUGCCCUUUGAAGCUGGCCACGAUUGAUGAAGCAGAAAGAUAUUUAAGAGGAGAAUUUCCCUCUGAGCUGUCAUCCUAUCACCACACUUCCAUUCUAGGAGUAUUUAGCACAGCCACGAGUGAAGCCAGGGAAGCUUUUGAAGAGGCAGGAAACAUCCUAAGUGGCCACGUAACGAUGGGGAUGUAUUUAGAAGAUGAUGCCUUGGCUUUAUCCCACAAGUACGCAGUGUCCCCGCCAGCCAUCCUCCUUGCCAGGAGUGGAGGUCAGAGCGUGGAAGGCAUCGCUUUGGCCAAAGAGAAGACGCAGGAGAUGGUGCAGAUGAUCAGAUAUGAAUUGCUGGAUGCUUUUCCAGAAAUCACCGUGCAGAAUCUACCCCACUACUUGCAACUCAGGAAGCCCUUCCUCAUCCUGUUCAGCGACGGUGGCAUCGAUCAAAUGGAAAGUGAGGAAAUGCUGAAGCUGGCAAAAGGCAGAGCCCAGCAAGCAUUUGUGGCUUGCUGGUUGAGCUUGAAGAAAACUCCAGUGGGACGCGGGAUCCUGAAGGCCUACUUUGCCACCAUACCUACUCUGCCUGUCCUCAUCUGGGUCAACCUUCAUGCUGGAGGUCAGGUAUUCAAGUUCCCACCAGAGCAGUCCAUCACUGAAAUGAACAUCUUAUCUUGGCUGGAGAAACUAAAAGCAGGACUGGAGAUUCCCAGCAGUACCUUGUCUGAAGAAGACUGGAAGCCACCUCUCCCUGCUUAUGACUUCCUUCAGAUGAUGGAUACAGCUGAGCCUUCCCUCCACAACUCCCACCAGCAUGGAGACACACCAUCACAGAGCUCGCCAGAAAGCCUGAGAGGGGACAGCACCAUCCAGGAGGAGCCAUCCCAGGAGACCAAGGCAGAGAAAGUUGGAUCCCCCGGGAGGGACCUGCGGGGAACAGCCCCAAGACUGGCAGCAAGGGAGAAGCAGGGCAAGAGGCACAGUGAGCUCUGAGAGCUGGGCAUCCUCCUGCCUGGGGCAAGGAAAGAUGAGGGACCCUAGAAUCACAGGAUGGGUUGGGUUGGAAGGGACCUUUCAAGGUCAUCCAGUCCAGCUUCUCUGCAGUCGGCAGGGACAUCUGCAACUAGAGGAGGUUGCUCAGAGCCCCAAACAACCUGGCUUGGAAUCAUAGACUCAUAGAAUUGUUUGGGUUGGACAAAAUCUCUAGGGUCAUUGAGUCCAACCAUCAACCUAACCACCACCGUGGCCAUUAAACCAUGUUCAGGGGUGGAAACCCUCUCCCUUUCUCAUCUCUCCAUGAGCCUUUACACCAAGGAGAGAAGUCCUCAUAGCUGUAAAUUCACAGAAAAGAGAUAAAGCAGCCCCUAAGUCUCCCUGUGAGUUCCCUGCUGCAGUGCCUUGGUUGUUCUGCAGCAGCUGUAAUUUCUGAUGACACAAAUGUGUUCAUACACCCCACACCUUGGGCCUCCCAGCUGCUGUCCAGAGGUGGCCUCACUAAGGCAGAGUAGAUGUGGUUGAGAACCACCCCCCUUGACCUUCUGGCCAGACCUUUUAAUGCAACCCAGGGGACCACUGGCCUUCUUGGCCACAAGAGCACAUUUGUUGCUCAUGUGUGUGAGAGCAGAUCUGCUGCUGGAAGGAGCCCAGUGCAGCCCAGAGCUGGAGAGAGCUCAGCACGCACCAGAGGCUCAGCCACACCACAAGCUGCGCUGGAAGAGUCAAAUCAGCACAGCCUGGGCCUCUAGUUUCUGUUUGUCUCACAUAGGCGCUUUGGUUGGCCCCCAAGCAGGAAGGGGUGAGUGAUGUCAGGAGAGAAAACACAUUUCUCUCCCUCCAUGGGUGCAGCAGCAACUCUACCAUGGCGUGUCAGCAGACACUGCUCUCCAAAAGCCACGGCACCUGCAUUGUGUAGCUGGCAGGGCAAGUGUGGCCUCUACACCAGGGCUGCUUAAACUGGCACCCAUUUGUGCUUACAGAAUCCCAGCAUGAUAGGGGUUGGAGAUCAUCCAGUCCAACCCCCCUGCUGAAGCAGGGUUAUCCCCAGCAGGUUGCACAGGAUCACAAUGUUUAGGGAGGUUUGGAAUCUUUCCACAGAAGAGGACUCCACAACCCCUCUGGGCAGCCUGCUCCAGGGUCCAGCACCUCACAUCAAAGAAAGUUCUCCUCAUCUUCAGAUGGAACCUUCUGGGUUCCAGUUUGUGCCCACUGACCCUUGUUCUGUCACAGGCCACCACUGGAAAGAGUCUCACCCCAAUCUCUUGCCCUCCUAUCCUUUAGCUCUUGCUGAGCAUUGAUCAGAUUGCCUCUCAGGCUGCUCUUCCCCAGGCUAAACAGCUCCAGGUCUCUCAGCCUGUCCUCGUCACAGAGAUGCUCCAAGCCCCUCAGCAUCUUUGGAGCUUCCACUGGACUCUCUCCAGUA